UGACUAAUGAGAAAGAGCGACUGCCCAAAGGGUCCUCCCACAGAAGGGGAAGAAGAGGUGGCCGCGGCGGCGGCGGCAGUGGCGGUUGGACACUGCUGGGGCCGGGCCCGCGGUCGCCCCGGGAGCUUGCUCUUUGCAAUCUCCGCGCCCGCCUCCAGCUUUGAUUCGGCGCCGUAUGUUCUUUUGAGCUUUCUCUGACCCACCUAGCCAGAUCUCGGACCCAAACCAUGUUCCCAGUGAAGGUGAAAGUGGAGAAAUCAGAGCUGGAGAUGGCCAAAGCCCGGAACCAGCUGGACGCCGUCUUACAGUGUCUCCUGGAGAAGAGUCACAUGGACAGAGAGCGGCUGGAUGAGGAAGCCGGGAAGACGCCCUCGGACCCCCACGCUAAGGAUUGCUCCAUUGCGGCCACUGGCAAAAGGCCGUCUGCGCGCUUCCCUCACCAGCGGAGGAAGAAGAGGAGGGAGAUGGAUGACGGGCUGGCUGAGGGAGGGCCACAGCGGUCCAACACGUACGUGAUCAAGCUGUUCGACCGGAGCGUGGACUUGGCCCAGUUCAGCGAGAACACACCGCUGUACCCGAUCUGCCGUGCCUGGAUGCGCAACAGCCCCUCAGUGCGCGAGCGUGAACGCUCGCCCGGCUCCCCACUGCCCCCCCUGCCUGAGGACGAGGAGGGUUCAGAGGUCACCAAUAGCAAGAGUCGUGACGUGUACAAGCUGCCUCCACCCAUGGCCCCUGGGCCACCCGGAGACGCCUGCAGAACCCGCAUCCCAUCCCCGCUGCAGCCGGAGACCCAGGGCACCGCCGACGAUGAGCCUUCCGAGCCCGAGCCUUCGCCCUCCACGCUCAUCUAUCGCAACAUGCAGCGCUGGAAACGCAUCCGCCAGAGGUGGAAGGAGGCGUCUCAUCGGAACCAGCUCCGCUACUCGGAAAGCAUGAAGAUCCUUCGGGAGAUGUACGAGCGACAGUAGCGUUCCUGCCCCAAUAAACACCCUCAGUUCCACACUGA
Molecule: messenger RNA, 1006 nt
Organism: Oryctolagus cuniculus (rabbit)
Lineage: Eukaryota; Metazoa; Chordata; Mammalia; Lagomorpha; Leporidae
Gene: LIN37
Product: lin-37 DREAM MuvB core complex component
Biological process (GO): negative regulation of transcription by RNA polymerase II
Cellular component (GO): Myb complex; transcription repressor complex
Source: RefSeq, a predicted model, not a curated record